Molecule: messenger RNA, 5341 nt
Organism: Lytechinus variegatus (green sea urchin)
Lineage: Eukaryota; Metazoa; Echinodermata; Echinoidea; Temnopleuroida; Toxopneustidae
Product: serine/threonine-protein kinase SIK2-like
Exons: 8
Coding region: 770-3499 (909 amino acids)
Biological process (GO): intracellular signal transduction; microtubule cytoskeleton organization; protein phosphorylation
Cellular component (GO): cytoplasm
Molecular function (GO): ATP binding; tau-protein kinase activity; protein serine/threonine kinase activity
Source: RefSeq, a predicted model, not a curated record
ACACACGUACUGAUAAUAUAUCAUGCGAAAUGGCAUAUCGACGGAUAUAUUGAUAUACUUCAUUUCGCUGGGCUGGCCCUGGCGAAAACUGUGAAUUUUGCUUUGUAUCUGUAACUUUUCUCUUUAAAGCUGUUUUUUCUCAAGUACAACGAUUCUAUGAAUAGAAUCUCAGGACUGCUUAAUCGUCAAUCAAGAAGGAAUUUAAUUUUGAUUUGAAAAACGUGUUAUAUUCUGUACUAUCUAUCUACCGGUAUUGCGCUGGAUGCAUGCAUCCCUUCGUGAAUGUUGUGUACUUCUAUAUUCACCGUUUCAAUGUUUUGAUAUUGAUCAUGAAGUUUAAUAGUUCAUUCAUUCUUUGCAACGCAUCAUUGUAAAGCCUAACAGUACAAUUUUGGAGGACAAUCCAAGCUUUUGUUCAUAGAGCAGCUUCAAACGUAAGAAACAAGACUUUUUUUCAUCUGCAGAUACAUUCAGCUUCACAUUACACGCGAAACCUCUGCACUAUUUUACAUUGAUCAAUGAAAAUUGUGCACCAGUGCGGUGGAUCCAAUCGCACCAACAAGGCAUGCACAGGGGUUUGUGAAAUCACACUAAUUCCUUUACCCCCCUUUUCACCAACAAGGGUAUCUUAUUCUUGUCUGGAUUUAACACGAUGCAUGAUGACCGUUUCCACCUCAUGUCUACAUAGGAAUAUACGACAGUUGAAGCGUUUUGGAGCCCCUUCGAGCCUGGAUUUUGCCUGCCGUUUCGAGAGAGACGUGGUUGAAAGAUGGUCGUCAUGAUGGAGGAUUCGGCCGACCCCCCAACUCAGGCAAAACCUCGCCGCGGCCACAUACGCGUUGGGUUCUAUGACAUAGACCGCACCAUUGGGAAGGGUAACUUUGCAGUGGUGAAGUUGGCUAAACAUCGCAUUACAAAAUCUCAGGUUGCAAUCAAGAUCAUAGACAAAUCCAGGUUAGACGAUUCCAAUCUCAAGAAGGUAUACAGGGAAGUGCAAAUCAUGAAGAUGCUCUCGCAUCCGAACGUCAUUAAAUUAUACCAGGUUAUGGAAACAAAGAGUAUGCUAUACCUCGUAACGGAAUACGCAAGCAAUGGGGAAAUGUUCGAUUACUUAGACACACAUGGCCGGAUGUCAGAGAAGGAAGCGAAGAAGAAAUUCAUGCAAAUCAUCUCCGCCGUCGAAUACUGCCACAAACGGCAUGUUGUGCACCGUGACCUCAAGGCUGAAAACCUCCUCCUCGAUGGAAACAUGAACAUCAAGAUAGCGGACUUUGGUUUCAGUAAUUUCUUCACUCCUGGCGAGCACCUGGCAACGUGGUGCGGCAGUCCGCCGUAUGCUGCCCCAGAAGUCUUUGAGGGACAGAAGUAUGACGGACCUCAACUGGACAUUUGGAGCCUUGGUGUUGUGCUAUAUGUCUUGGUCUGUGGUGCUCUACCCUUCGAUGCCAACACUCUACCACAACUCAAGGAGAGGGUCCUAGCUGGCAAGUUCAGGAUACCAUUCUUCAUGUCACAAGAAUGCGAGCACCUGAUACGGCACAUGCUGGUCCUCAAUCCGGCCAAGAGGUUGUCCAUCGACCAGAUCAAGUCCCACAAGUGGUUUGCGGACUGCGGAGUGCCUGCUACCCAACCAGUCAGCCCCGUGACAGAGAUCCCCAAGCCCAUAGGAGAGUUCAACGAGCAGGCUCUGAGACUGAUGCAGAGCCUUGGAAUCGAUCAGCAAAAGACCGUAGAUUCAUUACGGAGAGAUGCCUAUGAUCACUACACAGCCAUCUACUACCUCCUAGUUGAGAGGUUAAGAUUACAUCGAUGCAGUUUUCCGGUCGAAGGUAGAGUGGACAGCCGCAGCCGUAGACCAAGUUCAAUCGCGGAUCAUGCAAUAAUGAGAACUCAUGGUGGCAACCUCACGAACAUUACUCCCCACCAACGAAACAGUAAUGCACGGAAUGCCAUUCAGGUCCAACAACAACCUUGCGUCAACACCUCGCAGCAGAUGCUCGGAUUCCGACCGAUUCAGCCAAUACAGCAGCCUACGCAACAGAUCGUGUCAGAGUCGGCGCAGUGUGCUUUGCAACGGAAGAGGAAAGAACCUCCUCUUCAACCGACCGCAUGUAUAUUUAGCGAAGGGGAGAUGGUUCCGGUUCCUCCAGCUGUAAGUGGGGCGUUACUUGAGCCUCUGCCAAGAAUGAACGUCAGAAAGGUGCGCUCAAUGUCCCCAAAUCAUAUGGUGGUGACGUCCAUCGACGAGGGUGUAGAAGCAGACUUGCCGGAAAGCGAGAAUGAAAUGGAGAAGGUCGAGUCAAUAGAACAUUUUAAAUCGCAGAGAACGCCCUCGCUCGCAGAGUCGUAUGAUAUACCAACAAGCAUGGCGCCGAGUUUGAGUGAUUUUGGCAUUGAACCUCAGGAACUGUCCGCUUCGUUUGAUUCGCAAGAGGAGAUGGAAGUUGCGCAGAGCUUCGCCCAUGUUCAAGCGCUCUCAGAUAGACUGUUCCCGUCAAAUUGCAAUUCACCAGAUCUGACGCAGCAGCAGGCAGAACCAAUUAUCCCACCUGCGCCACCACAGGCAAUGUUCCAUCAUUCAGCAUCGCUCGACCGCUCUGGAAGCCACUCGCCUGUCAGCUUCCGAGAGGGUCGACGAGCCUCUGAUGGGCUCAUUGCGCAAACAGGACUCUCAUAUAGACAGGUCAGUACAACUCCAUUAGCACAAGGACACACAGAUGCUAGUUUAGACAGGCAACUGAAAACAAAUGUGAAUAUGAAUUCAUGUAGUCUUGCAGCUGAUCAUUCUAAUCAAUUACAAAUAGUUGGAUUCAGUGGACAGCAGCUAACAGAAGUCAGCAAGGACAAUUCUGACUUGACAAAUCUUCCGUCCUGCCAGGUGGAACAAGAAUCCGUAUCGUGGCGCCGCUUUCCGGCUCAGGUCCAGUCUAUGGAACGGCGGCAAAACCGCAUGCACGCCAUGAAGCAAGGGGGUCAUACCGAGCCCCCUGGACACCUCACACACAGUGCAUCACUUGCUGGCAAAUCAAGUCUUGAGGAUAUGCCCAGGGAGUUUCCGAACCAGGUUGCACCGAAUCAACGCACCUUACAACGCACGCUCAUGCAACAAAGGCUGAUGCAGAAGCGCCAACAACUCCAGAAGCAGUCGCAACUCAGCCAACAGUUUGGCAGGAUGCAGCUGGAACGGCAGCCCAGCUUUGAAGGGCGCCCUCCCGCUCCCAACCGAACCGACUCCUACAAGCAAGCGCAACAGCACCCCGUUCUUCCACAGUACGCAAUCAACGACGAUUCCUCGUUGAACAAGUCGCUUAUUCAAUGUCACAAUGAGUUCAACCAGGCAACAUCGCUGGGCAGCAAUGCCCCUCUUCAUUAUGAUACAACGUUAAAUCAGGUGCCGCAAAACUUUGAAGCGCCCUCGUACGAUGAUAGCAUGGACACCUCGGACGUCACUGUGCCAGUGUCGCAAGCAGGCAACAAUUUUUCAUUCACUCCCUGCUAGCAGUGACUAUGCCACUAUUUUGUGGAUCCAUAGCUCAUUUUUUAGAUAUCAUUUUAGAAGUGCUGGCUGGUACAGCGAUUUUUGUUUGGAAUUUUGUGAAUCGAUGAUGAUCUUUAUUUUUUUUGGUGUAGACCCUCAAUAAUUUGAGGUAUGUGGAUAUUCCGUGUAUAUGCCCAUGUAUCCACAGAUUGUACUUAUUGAAGAAAAGAUUGUGUCGUAGAAAGUGGAAACAAUUGCCAGAAUCGGUGCAAUUUCCAGUAGCCAGGGAUGGCUGAAGGAGAGAUCAGAAGAAGAAAACAUAUUUUUUGGUAAAUAAUAUUUUGAAAUGUCAUUAUAUCGUAGCAAUGUUGAUAGGAGAAAUGUUUUAUUUUAACCAAGCAACCAUACCAAAGUCAGUGUUCAUUUAUCUCGUUGAUGAAAAAGACAAUGUAUUCCUCAAGAAAUUUACUCUUGCCAGGGAAAAAUCAAGCAGGAUUUUGUCAUGUAGGAAUUGAUUUAUUUUCUACGUGAGGUAGAGAAUAGUUAACUAUGUGUUAGCUAUGCUAAUUCCCUACCCUAUUUGUUUCAGUCCUUUGCAUGAGAUGUUCUGCUAGUAGUAUUUCAUGUUUGACAAGGAAUGAGAAAUUUACAUCUGUAUUAAAACAGCCUGUGUAAGUGUCACUGUAGAAUUCGAUGGGGGUUUGCAAGAAUUCGUUGUAAAAUUCUCAAUUGCAAGUCUUGAUUAAUUUUAGUUGUUGAAAAUGAAUGUACUCUGUCUGUUGCAAAAACAGGCAAAGGGGGCGUUUCACAUGUAGUUAGGUCUGAAUUAUAGUCAUGCUUAAGUUCUAACACGAGAGUUAACACAUAAUCUCAUAUACCAUGAGCGUGGUCUUUGUAUUGCAAUGGUGCAUUAUUUUGUGAAUCCAUGAUGAUUGCUGGGUUCGAAUUCCAGCCAUGGCGUGUUUUCCUUCAGCAAGAAAUUUACCCACAAUGUGCUGCAUUCAACCCAGGUGAGGUGAAUGGGUACCCAGCAGGAUUAAUUCCUCGAAAUGCACCUAGUGCUUGAAGGCUGCUUGAGCUAAAUCUAGGGUAAUGAUAAUAAUAAUCUUAACAAUGCGCCUUGGAAUAGAUUAUCUCAAGAUAGAUGGCGCAGUAUAAAUGCCUCAUCAUUAUUAUUAUUUUAGACCACAUGCAAUUUCAAAUUUAAGAGUGAUUGUUAAUCAGACUUAAAAUAAUUUUGUGAAACACCCCCUUCAAUCGAUGGCAGGAAAUAUGAUGGAUCUUAGGACCCAGACUUGACUAAGAAUUGAUUGCAACUUUAUCGCAAAUCCCCUCAAAGAUUGAGAAUAGCAAACAUUACUACUAGAGUAGCUCUUAGCAGUCCACCGAUGUGUAAAAGCUAGCUCUUGUUUGUUUUGUGAAAUGUGACCUAAAUCGUGUUGGCUCAUCUCAAAUUAGAUAUUGCGAAAAUAAUACAUAGUCUGACUUAGAGGCAAUUUUACUUGUACUGUUGAUCUUGUUGAAAGAAGCCACCUACGAAAUCAAGAUUCAUUAUUGGUCCUCAUCAAUAAGUAAGACUAGUUUACUUAGCAAUUUAUGUAUGCUGCCCAACUAAUGUAUACACUGCCUGCUCAAUAUUCAUUAGACCUGAAUAUUUCUUCUGCACAAAACACAUUUGAAAAAUGCAAUUUUGUAAAGAAAACAAUCACAUUGUUUCCUAUUUGAAUACCAUAUUUUAGUAUCCUGCUUGAGCAAAAAUAAACAAGAAAAGCUGUGUGAUAUUCAGUCUUUAAGGAAACCAAAACCCAAGAAGAGAAGCAAUCUUGUUGGAAAGAGUAAAAUGAAAGGAACAAUUUAGUAAAA